Molecule: messenger RNA, 8301 nt
Organism: Chlorocebus sabaeus (green monkey)
Lineage: Eukaryota; Metazoa; Chordata; Mammalia; Primates; Cercopithecidae
Source: RefSeq, a predicted model, not a curated record
CUCAAGUGAUCUGCCCACUUCGGCCUCCCAAACUGCUGGGAUUAUAGGCGUGAGCCACCACAGCUGGGCAGAUUAUUCAAUUUUAAGGUCUUAUGUGCCGCAUAACAUGAUUGCCUUUCUAAAAGAAUUAUUUAUUUAUUGAAGGCUGAAGCAAGAUUCUCUAGAAGUUCUUUUUUGUCCUUGAUAAAAUAUUUACUUUUCUUGUUUUAUCCUCCUACGAGAUCCCUUCUGUCCAUACCCACGACCUAGAUUGGUCUCUGGCCUUGAGCCUCAGCAGAGCAUGCUGGGUCCCAGGGCUCGUCCUCAAUGCACCACACGCAGCUGGCUCAGGAACUGGGACCUCUGUGUCUUGAACUGGGUGUGGAUGGUAGGGAGGGGGACAUGGAAAAGCAGGGGUACGAGGCUGAUGCUGGCAGCAAUGAAGACCUUGGUGAUUCGUGGAUCUUGGUAGAGACUGAGAGGGAGUGUAGAGGCGAAGAGAAACCAGAGCGUCAUUCCUGAUGGAGCCCCGUGUUACCCCUGGGCUCCUUUAGGGCACAAGAGUGCUGGGGCUGGACCAUCUCCAGAUUCCACCCUCUUCCUCCACAGCUGUGAGCAGAGCCCAGGCUGUCUGUCCCUCAGCAUCCCCUUAAUCUGUGGUACAAUCAUAGCCCCUGAAUGUUAGGGCUGGAGGCAACUCAGAGACCAUCCACCCACAGCCCUCAUUGCACAGAGGAGACAGAAACAAUGAGAUGAAGUGACUGGUACAAGAUUGCACCUUGGGCUGCAAAAUUCAUACCAAGUGAUCCAGGGAGGCCUUUGAGGCACUGCAUUCCCAAAACGCCUUCUAAAUAGCCAGCCAGAGUUACAGAGUGGUGCUCAGAACAGGUUGCAGACGUUUAUUGAAUUCCAUGUGAUUUAAGUGCGGUUGGUGGGCAGCCCACACUGCCGCCGUGCACUGCGUGAGGACCCUGUGUGAAGGGGGCUUGUGGUAACGGAGCAGCUGGGCCUGGCCCAGGUGGAUUCAGAGUCUCCCCUCACUCGGAGAAGCCUGCGCCUUGGAAAGAAUUCAACUCCUUGGCCUGACUUUUGUGAGGGAAAUGUUUGGAGCGUUUUAUAGGUCUCCAUGGCUGUGGUGUUUUAUGAUGUUGAACCCAAUAAAACUCGUCAUGACACAGGAUCUGCCAAGGGGAUCGGACCUUCCCUUUUGGCACAAGGAACCAUUCUGUUUCGGUAUCUCAGGAAAUGAGCAGAGGAAAAUCCUUGUUAUUUCAAGUGAACAGGGUCUGGGCAAGGCCUCUAUCCCUGGUCACCUUGACCAUGCGCUACCUGUCGCGGAGUCUAAUGGUUGCUCCAAUUCAGCCGAAAGACACGACUCAGUAGAUAGAGCCUUGAUCUGUCCACGGGGUGCUCCUGUCUGCUGCCCCAGCAAAUGCGAGAAAACCCGCUUGUCCUUUAUGAGAGGGGCAGUGGUAUCUUAGUCCCAUCCUAAAGGCAGAAGGAUGCUAAACACGGGGACGAGCGUGUCUGGGGGCUACAGGCAAGAGCCCCGCAAUGGCCUCCCCGAGGGAUCUGAGGCCCAGCAGGUCAUCCCAGGUCUCAGAAGCCUUGUAAGAGCAGAGUGGAGGAUCCAUCUUGCACGCUGAGCUCUGAGCAGUGAGGGGAACAGCUGGGAGAGAGGCUGGGGUGCAAGUGACACUGUGCAGAGAUGCUGCUCCCGGCCACAGCUGCCACUGUGGGCCUUCUGCAUCCACCCAGCCCCUGUGACUGCACUGCCCCCACCUCUGGGCUUGAGUACCCAGAGCCUGCUCUUUGGACCCAUCCUGGCAAGUUGCUGAUGGAUAUGCCUAUGCAGCAGGGCCACUGCAGGCUUAGGAGGGCUCCAUUUCAGCCCUGGCUGUGCAUCAUAACGAGGCUGAGGGGUAAAAAAUACAGAUUCCUGGCCCUGUUUCAGACUUUCUGUAUCAUAUGCAGGAGCCCCGGAAGCUGUUACAGUCCCAGAUCAUUUCUGAUCCAACCCACCAGCCACCUCUACCUGCUCAAAUCUAGGACUUGCUGACCUCAGCCCCCUCCCCUUCCUGGGGAGCUCCCACUCCAGGGUCGAUGCACACACAUCACUUUCACCACCUCUGGAGUCCUCCCCCUCCCCCUACAUCCUCCAACAAGCUGCUCCUCUGGGAUUCCUUGCCCUAGUCUCUCCACAGGGGCCAGCAGUCACUGCAAACACCCAGUCGCAAUGUACCAAGAACUUUCAGGGUUUUGCCCUUUUUUGCUGGUCGGUGCCAUGAGAUGGAAGCUCUCGAGUGGGGUGUGCUGUCCCCUGGGCUGGGUGGAGGUGGCCAUAGCACAGAAGAAGAUGGAUCCUGGAAGUCCAGGCGGCCUGGGCUUGCAUCCUCCCUGCCCCACUCCCGGCUGAGGGACCUUGAGCAAGCUUGACCUCCGUCAGCCUUUGUUUCUUUACCUGUAGAGUGGAGGCCUGGAAGCUGGCCUCCUGGGAGGCUUUGAGAAUGAACAGGAGAUGAGAGGUAGUGCCAGGGGUCAGGCAUGUCAGUGACUCCACCUGAGUCCUCAGAGCUUGGGGGAGUGUCUGGGACAAAGUAAGCAGCCGGCGCACGGGGGUCCUCCCUGCUCCCCUUCAAUUGCUUGUGUCUCUCUGGGGCAUCUUUUACUGUCUUUGGCUUCUUCGUUUGCUGCUGCCCUCAUCUGGGUGCCCGCCUCUAUUUCCCCCUUCCUUCCAUUUUCUUUAACUGCAUCGUUUUUCUGUCUUUAUAGGCCAGUCGCUUACCUCCUUAAUUUUCAGACUUUUGUCUUCUCUAAUAUCGUAUCAGCGCUUAAAAUGCAAUUUUCCCCGCCACUGUAGUGCUUCAUGUCAUAUGCGGCGUGCUGCAUGCGGGGACGGCCCAGAGCAGCUUCCUGCAGUCUGUGUUCUUCAGAAUACUGGCUUCAAACAGGAAAUCAAACAGGGAAUUGCUUUAGUUGUUUGUGGAAUUGAGUGGGCUCCUGCUGGCAUUUUAAAAACAAAAUCAUAUAGAAUAGAGAAUACCCAGGGGCAUUGCCUGUAGGAAAGACUUUGGGAGGCUUUUGUCUCCUGGUGUGGAGAUGCAUGUGCACUCGCGUGUCUGGGAUGUCAGGAACUGUAGAUGGAAUGAAGAUUCAUGCCCAGAUGAACUGAUAAGCAGAUCGUGGCCUGUACAUUCCAUGGAAUAUCAUUCGGCCUUUGAAAGGAAGGAAAUUCCUUCACAUACUGCCACAUGGAUGAACCCCGAAGACAUGACGCUAAGAGGAAAGAGUCAGACACAAAGGAGAAACACUGCAAUUCCAUUUAAAUGAGUCCCUAGAGUAGUCCCAUUCGGAAACAGAAAGCAGAAUGGGGGUGCCAGGGCCUGAUGUCUUUCUCACUGUAACAAAGAACAGAAAGCCCAACAGACACUGUGGUGGACGCUCUCAGACCACACUGCACCGUGGGGACUUCACAGCCCCUGAGUCCUGCACUUGGGGGGUGGGUCUCACGACUGCCCUUCCCCCUUGCGGUGCAAAAGUUCAGAAGGGCGGUGGUUGCCCUAUCGCUGUCUCUCCCAGAGGAUCUUUUUGACCUCCUCAAGGAACAUGUAUUAAUGAUCUAUUGAGAGAAAGACAAUCUAGUAGGUCCUGUGCAUUUUCUGUCUUCUCCCAUUUUCCCAAGAACUAUAUUUGUUAUAGCAGCCCUAUUAAACUAACUGCCCAACCCAGCCCCCAGCCCCUGAUGCCUGUUACUCUACCAUCUGUGUCGAUGAAUAGGGCUACUUUAGGGACUUCAUUUAGGUGGAAUCAUACAGUGUUUGUCCUUUUGUGUCUGGCUUAUUUCACUCAGCACAAUGCCUUCAAGGCUUACCCAUGUUGUAGCAUGGCCAGAAUUUCCUUCCUUUGUAAGGCUGAAUUCCACCGUACAUACAGACCACAUUGGGCUUGUCCAUUCAUCUGUCCACGGACACUGGCUGCUGCCACAUUUUCACCACGGAGCAACACUGUUGUGGGCAUGAGGGUACAAAUACCUGCUCAAGUCCCUGCUUUCUGUCAUUUUGGGUACAUACCCAGAAGUGGCAUUGCUGGAUCAUAUGGUAAUUCUAUGUUUAAUUUGUCGUGGAGACUCCAUACAGGACUUUGGAUUUUCCUCCGAAUGUGAUGGGUGACACUGGGUAGUUCUGAGUAGGGAAGUGACAUGAUGGGACCUAACGUUUUGAUAGGGUCAGAGUGAGCUGCCUUUGGGAAUAGGCAGGUGGGACGACAGGGAAGAGGAGAGCAGGGAGGAGUUGCUGUGUGUAUCCUGGAGAGAGUGAAGGUGGCUUAGACCCGACUCUCGGCCGAGGCAGAGAGAUGUCCGUUCCUGGCUGCCUAUGGAUGGGAGAGCCAACAGAUAUCGGGGUUGCAUGUGGAUUUGUAUGUGCAGAAUAGGAGAGAAAGAGCAUGAGGAAGAGAAGAUGGAGCUGCCAUUCACAGGGAUGGAACUUGACCAGGAACUCAGCUCUGGCCAUUUUAAGUCUGAGACAUUUAUUAGAAGUCCAAGUGGCCACAUCACUUGGUGACAUUGUCAGCUGGUUCCCUGACUUCUACCAGCCACUUUCCCUGGCCUCUUUUCUGCAUGAGCCUCCCAGCUGCCAGGCACGUCUAGAUGCUCCAGAUGCUUUCAGGUUCCCAGAGCCUCCUGCUGUGGUAGCUCAAGACUUCCUCCCUGGCCUCAUCUGCUUUCCCCUUGAUGUUUGAGAGAGAGCUUUUCUUAGGUGUGUGGGAGGAAACAGCAUGUUGGUGGUGAGGGGGGGCGCCAGGAGACAGCCACCCAGCCCUUGACAAGACAGGGUAUGGGUUCAGCUCCCGAAGACCCUCUUGCCUUCCCAGCCAAGCCAGAGACUUGCAGGCUGCUGAACGCACCCAAGGCAGCACCCAUGGUACAGCCCUGGUGUUGUGGGCAAAGCUCUUGGUCCUGCCGCAGGGAGAAAGUCUAUGCUCCAAGGCCCCGAUAGCUUGCACCUGAGUCAAGGGUCACCUUUCAGAGCUGAGAUUGACUGAACCUGAGUCAAGGGUCACCUUUCAGAGCUGAGAUUGACUUCUGGAAAGCCAGAGAAGUGCAUUUUCCCAUAGCAUUGAGAGCACCCCAGCCCUGUGCCCACCAAGGGAGGGAAGGGGGCUUCUAGAGGCAACAUCAGAGCAAGAUGUGAGCUGGUUUUGCUUCAACGUCACUGUCAGGGCCUGCCACAGAUGCCGGCACUCAGAGCUCACUCUGCAGAGGAGGGAACCGAGGCUGGGAGGGGUGAGAGAGCGUGCAGGGUACAUGGUGGGUGAAUAAGUGAGUCAGGCCCAGUUCUCCUGGGUCCCAGGUGUGCUGGCAGCCUGCACAGAGUGGCCUUGGCUUGGGGGUCUUUCCUCACAAAGCAUGGACCCUCAGAAUCAGACACCAGCUGAGACGAAGGCCCAGCGGGAUUGCUUUUUAGACAGUGCAUCCUGUUAGAGCUUAGGCUUCCCAUAGCGAACAUGCACUUUCGUGUGAGUUUUUGCAAUGCAUUCAAUUUUUUAGAAAACUUCCCUGUAGAUGCCCGCCAGAUACUGGGUUCUGAUUCUGAACACAGACACCCCACUGUGGGUGGAUUGGGAGGGGCAGAAGAUUUUAAUCUUUGGGAGGAUUGAGGGGUGUCUCACUCCCCCGCACCUCUGAAGGUCGCUGUCACCCUGUUGCUGGCAUCUCAGCAUUUCCAUCCACUUCUCCGUUUCCACUAACAACGCUCUUGCCCUGCUACGGCCACCUCUCACCGGUCUCCCGCGGUGGCCUCCCGUCUAGUGUCCUGCUUCACCGGCACCCCACAAUCUCCUCCAGACAACAGCUGCAGUGAUCCCUUUAAAGGAUGGGGCUAGUGAGCAGCAAAAAACCGGACAAGGAAAAGCCGAUCAAGGAGAAGGACAAGGGCCAAUGGAGCCCCCUGAAGGUCAGCGCCCAAGACAAGGACCCCCCGCCACUGCCGCCCCUGGUUGUCUUCAACCACCUUACUCCUCCACCGCCCAGUGAACACCUGGAAGAAGACGAGCAUUUCGUGGUAGCCCUGUAUGACUACGCUGCCAUGAAUGACCGGGACCUGCAGAUGCUGAAGGGGGAGAAGCUACAGGUCCUGAAGGGAACUGGAGACUGGUGGCUGGCCAAGUCGCUUGUCACAGGAAGAGAAGGCUACGUGCCCAGCAACUUUGUGGCCCGAGUGGAGAGCCUGGAAGUGGAAAGGUGGUUCUUUAGAUCACUGAGCCGGAAGGAGGCCGAGAGGCAGCUUCUGGCUCCAGUCAACAAGACCGGCUCCUUUCUUAUCAGAGAGAGUGAAACCAACAAAGGUGCCUUCUCCCUGUCUGUGAAGGACGUCACCACCCAGGGGGAGCUGAUCAAGCACUAUAAGAUCCGCUCCCUGGACGAAGGGGGUUACUACAUCUCCCCCCGGAUCACCUUCCCCUCGCUCCAGGCCCUGGUGCAGCACUAUUCUAAGAAGGGGGAUGGUCUAUGCCAGAGGCUGACCCUGCCCUGUGUGAGCCUGGCCCCACAGAACCCCUGGGCCCAGGAUGAAUGGGAAAUUCCCCGGCAGUCUCUCAGGCUGGUCAGGAAACUCGGGUCUGGACAAUUUGGCGAAGUCUGGAUGGGUUACUACAAAAACAACAUGAAGGUGGCCAUUAAGACGCUGAAGGAGGGAACCAUGUCUCCAGAAGCCUUCCUGGGUGAGGCCAACGUGAUGAAGGCCCUGCAGCAUGAGCGGCUGGUCCGACUCUACGCCGUGGUCACUAAGGAGCCCAUCUACAUUGUCACCGAGUACAUGGCCAGAGGAUGCCUGCUGGAUUUCCUGAAGACGGAUGAAGGCAGCAGAUUGUCACUCCCAAGGCUGAUUGACAUGUCAGCCCAGAUUGCCGAAGGGAUGGCUUACAUCGAGCACAUGAAUUCCAUCCACCGCGACCUGCGGGCGGCCAACAUUCUGGUAUCCGAGGCCUUGUGCUGCAAAAUUGCUGAUUUUGGCUUGGCUCGAAUCAUCGACAGUGAAUACACGGCCCAAGAGGGGGCCAAGUUCCCCAUCAAGUGGACAGCCCCGGAAGCCAUCCACUUCGGGGUCUUCACCAUCAAAGCAGACGUGUGGUCGUUUGGAGUCCUCCUGAUGGAAGUUGUCACUUAUGGGCGGGUACCAUACCCAGGUGGGCGGCUCACCCCGCAGCUCUCCCGGCUCCCUGCUUUCCCGGCCGGCCCUGGCGGCAGGUCGCCUGUCCUUGGUGCCUGUGGCUGCCCCCUUCUUUUCAGAGUGAGUCCCAGGGCAAGGACGGAGACCCAGGCAUGGAAUCUGGGGUGGAGCUCUGCCCUCUGCAUCACUAUUGCUCUGGGCCGCAGGGCUGCAUCGCCUUCCUCCAGCAGAGGUCAGAUGAGUCCCACAAACUGGAAUCAAGACAAAGGCACAUCUGAACUCAAGUUUACUCCCAAUGGCUUGUUCUCAGCUGAGGACAGGUUGUGCCCACCGUGGCAUUGCACCCAUAGCGGAUCCCCAAAGCCCCAUUCUGUGUGAGCAGAGUCGUGGCCGCCAGCCCCCAGCCCCAGUCGAAGGGCUCCGGCCGCUUGGCCCCUGCAGUUGGGCAGGCUCCGGGUCACCUGCUGCUGUGUGCACCUGGCAGCUGCCCAUGAGUGAUGGGCUUGGCUGUGCCCCUGGUGGUCACAGGUAAUCAAGAGGGGGAGGGUCCCAUCUGCAGAGGACCUGCCCCUGCACUCAGGAGAAAAUCGACAGCCUCAUUUCUAGGCGUUCCCCAGGAAAUAAAAAGUAAAUAAAGGGCUGUUUAGAGGCUGGGCGGCCGGGCAACCCACGAAGCUGGAGAGGCGGUCGGGGCCUGUAGGUACUGCUGUCCCCUGCCUGGGCCCACUGUGCCCCGCGGGCCGCUCGGGUCGCCCCACCACCAAGGACCCCCGCCCCUCACCCCCGCUCGCGGUCCCCUCUGCCGCAGGGAUGAGCAACCCCGAGGUCAUCCGCAACCUGGAGCGCGGCUACCGCAUGCCGCGCCCCGAAACUUGCCCGCCCGAGCUGUACCGCGGCGUCAUCGCCGAGUGCUGGCGCAGCCGGCCCGAGGAGCGGCCCACCUUCGAGUUCCUGCAGUCGGUGCUGGAGGACUUCUACACGGCCACCGAGCGGCAGUACGAGCUGCAGCCCUAGCCAGCCGCGCCCGCCUGUGCCCCGUGCUCACCUCUGCGCGGACGACCCCGACUCCCGUGCCAGCCCAGACGGGCCGCGAAGGCGAGGAGGUCGGCUGUGCCCAUUUCUCAGACCCGGAAGCCAGCGGGCAGAGGCAGCU